Messenger RNA from Sorghum bicolor (sorghum), 813 nucleotides. RefSeq names its product probable glutathione S-transferase GSTF1. The transcript is spliced from 3 exons. Bases 151 to 813 code for a protein of 220 amino acids. Lineage: Eukaryota; Viridiplantae; Streptophyta; Magnoliopsida; Poales; Poaceae. The record is from RefSeq and is a predicted model, not a curated record. Gene Ontology annotation, cellular component: cytoplasm. Gene Ontology annotation, molecular function: glutathione binding; glutathione transferase activity.
UUUGCCACUGGCUUAUAUAGAGCAUAGAGGAAGCUUCUGCCCAGCAUUCCUCGCAGCCUCUACUGCAGUCAUCAGUCAUUCAUUCAUCCCCCACAAUCCACAAUCAUCUAAAUAAAGGCUAGCGAAUCGAAUUAAACAAAGCUGACGAGCAUGGUGCCACCGCCGGUGAAGGUAUUCGGGCACCCGUUGUCGACGAAUGUGGCGCGGGUGUUGGUGUGCCUAGAGGAGGUCGGCGCUGAGUAUGAGCUGGUGACCAUCGACUUCCUCGCCGGCGAGCACAGAGUUCCUGAUCACGUUGCGCGGAAUCCGUUUGGGAAGAUCCCUGCCCUGCAAGAUGGCGACCUUAUCCUGUUUGAAUCGCGCGCAAUUGCCAAGUACAUCCUCCGCAAGUUCAAGUCAAGCGAGGUGGAUCUCCUGCGGGAGGAGGACAUGGCGGCGGCGGCCAUGGUCGACAUAUGGGCUGAGGUCGAGGCGCAGCAGUACUACCCUGCGCUCUCGCCCGUAGUGUUCGAGUGCAUCAUCUUCCCCGUCAUGCGCGGCACCAUUGCCGACCAUGAGGUCGUGGACGAGAGCCUGGACAAGCUGAGGAAGCUGCUGGAGGUGUACGAGGCGCGGCUGUCGGAGCACCGGUAUCUCGCCGGCGAUUUCUUCAGCUUCGCGGACCUCAACCAUUUCCCGUUCACCUUCUACUUCAUGGCCACGCCGUACGCGUCCGUGUUCGACGCGUACCCUCGCGUGAAGGCGUGGUGGCAGAGCAUCAUGUCGAGACCGUCCAUCAAGAAGAUCGCUGCAAAUAUGCCGACCAAGUUUUAG